GUCCCCCACCGAGUCAUGUUGUGGUGUUGCUUCCAGAGGGCGGAGCAGGUUGUGGUGCAGUCAGGCAGGGGAGCGCGGAGUUGGCGGAGGGCUUUUGUUUUGCUCUGUACCCAGGAUUUUUCACCUUGCUGGCUGUUGUCACGCGGAGCUGGUGAGAGAGACAAUACCUGUGUGUGAUUCUGCACCAUUUUGCACACCGAUUUUUCUUUCCCAUGCAGACGAAUGAGGGAGAAACACUUGAAGAAAGCUGUCCCAAGAGAGAAGGAGCAAGAAAGGGAAGAACAGUUAAUGGAAGACAAGAAAAGGAAGAAAGAGGAUAAGAAAAAGAAAGACGCUGCUCAGAAGGUCACAGAACAAAAAACCAAAGUGCCCGAAGCGACAAAACCAAGUUCAAGCCAAGCGACGGCCGCCAGCCUACCUGGCAGUUCCCCCUCGCCACCAGUCAAUGGUGGCAACAAUGCCAAAAGGGUGGCAGUGCCGAACGGACAACCGCCCAGCACCGCCCGCUACAUGCCUCGGGAGGUGCCACCGCGAUUCCGCUGCCAGCAGGACCACAAAGUGUUACUGAAGCGUGGGCAGCCCCCUCCAGCAUCCUGUAUGCUGUUGGGGGGAGGAGCAGGAACUCCACCCUCCUCCACUGCACCAGGAGCAGGCCCAGGCAACGCACAGCCAGGGGCAGGAGCACUGCUGUCGGGGGAAAGCGGAACUGCAACAGAUACAUCGUCGGGGGCAGCUGCUACUUCAAGUUAUGCAAAUUCCACUUGGGGUUCAGGAGCCCACCCCAGCAGUGGCCCUACCACAAACCCUCCCCACGCCUGGGACAAAGUGAUUGUAGACGGGUCGGACAUGGAAGAAUGGCCGUGCAUAGCCAGCGUGGACACAGAGCCCCCUUCUGACAACGCCACAGACAACAGUGCCUCGAACCAAGCCUCGGAGAAGGGAUCCCUACAAGGAAGCGCCACUAACCACAAAGGAAGGGGGGGCCAGAGCCAACAUCAGCAGCCUGGCAAUGAAUGUAUCCAGGGGGUAUGGAAAGCUGACCCCAAGGCUAAGCCCGUCCCGUCUUCCAACCCUGCUACAGAGGGAGUUAAUAGACUGGGAAACUGGAGGAGCAUGGGUGGUUCUGAGAGAACAGGACCUGCCUCUGGUUUCAAUAACUUUAACCCAAAUACAAAUCCAGCUGCCUGGCCGGCCCUGGUUCAGGAGGGCAGCAGGAAAGGAAACCAAGAGUCAGAAGGCGGCUUUUCCAGUGCACAGCUUGGCUCUACAGGUCUAACUUCUAGGGAGCAGCAGUCAAAGAUGGAAAAUACGGGUGCUGGUUUUUCAGCCUCGGGCAGGGAGCCGGCCACAACCCACCACACUGAUGGACCAAAAAACGGAAACACUAACUCUACAAACUCAAAUACUUUAAACCCCCUUGAGAACAAGGGAACAGCCUUUGGGGUAGGGUCAGGGGAUGCUUGCCGGGGUUCAGAUCCCUCUGCUCAAAGCACUGGAGAUAGAAAAAUUGGAGCGAUGGCUUCUUGGGGGUCAAAUAGGGGGCAGCCUGUCCCAGGAGAUGCCAACUGUGGGCUCAGCAAUUCUGGAAAUAAUGGACGAGAGAGGGAGGACGCAAGGAAACUGUCUUCAUCUCAUAGGCCCAAUGGGUCCAGGGGAGAAUCUUGGGACUGUAAAAGUAGUGGAAAUGGUUCUUGGGGAUAUGGCCCACAAACUGAUCCCAGCGAGUUGAAAUGGGGUGAAGGAAACAAAUUGAUGGCUGGAGGGGUGUCUCAGGGAGAAUGGAAGCAGCCGUCUGGGCAUGAGGACUUAAAAGUUGGAGAAUGGGGUGGGCCGAGCCAAGGAAAUUCUAGCACUGGAGCAUGGGACAAUCAGAAGGGCCAUUCACUAUCGGAAAACCAGGGCAGCGCAUCAUCAGCGUCCUGCUGGGGCCGGGCCCCCAGCUCUGCAGGAAGUGAGGCAGGGGGACAAAGCACUGGAAGCAAUCCUAAGGCUGGGGGCAGUGGAGACAGUCUAAACUCUGGCAGUCGACGUUCACAUAGGUCUACUCUCCCAGACAGCCAAGCUGUUUUACAGUCCUUGCUUAAUCGGACAGACUUAGAUCCCCGAGUACUCUCCAACUCGGGCUGGGGGCAAACCCAGAUAAAGCAGGAUGCAUCAUGGGAGACUGAAGAAGCGAAAACUCGACCUGAAGGCAAAGCAGACCGUGGGACUGAAGGAUGGGAAAACACAUCACAAGCAAAGAGCUCAGGGGGCUGGAGUGAUACCCCCAGCCAAAGCAAUCAAAACAAGUCUGGUUGGGGAGAAUCUGCCCCUGUUCCAUCUGGUCAAGAAUGGAAGGACACUAAAGCAACUGGCUGGAAUGACUAUAAAAAUAGCGCAACUAGUUGGGGAGGGAGUGGAGGUAAUGGGGGUGGGGUUGGUGGACGACCAGAUGAAAAGGCAGGUCCUGGCUGGAACAAUGAUAAUGGUGCAUGUUCUGAGCAAGGAUGGGGUUCUCGGCAGCCUGCGCCUGGAAGUGGAUGGUCUGCUGGAAAAAAUGGAUGGGGGGGGAGCAACAGUGAGGACAUAGAGCCUUCCAAAGGCCCUGGGGGCUGGGAUGGCUCAGGAAACAAAGCUUCCACUGGCUGGGGGGAUGUAGGACAGAAUGAUGUUGGCUCUUGGAGUAAUGGGGCUAACUCAAACUCGGCAACUCGAACUAGUUGGGAAGAGAAUAAAAGGUCCCAAGGUGGAGGUAGUUGGGGGGACACAGCCAGGGCUCCAGUUUCUUGGAAUAAGCAGCAGGAAGCUACACAGGCUGCUCCAUCUUCUGGCUCCUGGGGUUCACAAGCUCCUCCACCUCCUGGAAAUGGUAGGCAGCCACCCACCCCUGGUUGGAAGGGUGGCCCUACACCAACAGUGUCCAAGGAUGAAGAACCAAGUGGCUGGGAGGAAUCAUCAACAUCAUCUAUUGGUCGUAAAAUAGACAUUGACGAUGGUACUGCAGCUUGGGGGGAUCCUAAUAGUUACAAUUACAAGAAUGUUAGCUUGUGGGACAAAAAUGCCCAAGGAACCCCUUCACAGAUGCCACGGGAGCAAGGAAUGCCUGGAUCUAUAGCCAGCAAAGGAGCACCUUCAGUUUGGGGCAAAAAUAAGGGUCCUCCAGCUGACAAUGGCACUGCAGCUUGGGGUGACCCGGCUGAACCUGCUCCUGGAUGGGGGGAAGCAGAAGAAACUGGACCUCCAACCCCAGGCUGGGGAAACGCACCCUCUGUAGCUCCCAGUGCCAUGAAAACUGGUACAAAAUCUAUGCAAGAUGGCUGGGGAGAGAGUGAAGCAUCGGUGACAGGGACACGUCACAGCAGUUGGGAUGAGGAAGAAGAGGGUGGUGUCUGGAACAGUGCAGGAUCUCAGGGAAGUGGCUCCUCCCACAACUCAGCAGGGUGGGGCCAAGGAGGAAAGAAACCACAGAUUAAGGGUUCCCUUAAAGGAGGGAACAGUGAUUCCUGGAUAAAUCCCUUGUCCAAGCAGUUCUCAAACAUGGGAUUACUGAGCCAAGUGGAUGACCCAUCUCCCAGUAAGAUGGACCACCCUGUUGGUGUCCUUCCAGAAAAGAAGUUUGAGGCAGACAAGAGGGGAGUUAAUCUCGGGGACUUUAAUGACAUGAUGCGGAAGGACCGGUCCAGUUUCCGUCUGCCCAAUUCCAAAGAGAUGGGAGCCGCAGACAGCGGGCCUUAUUUUGAGAAGCUGACUUUGCCUUUCUCCAAUCAAGACGGGUGCCUUGGGGACGAGGCUCCGUGCUCUCCCUUUUCUCCCUCCCCCAGCUACAAGCUAUCUCCCUCAAGCUCCUCGCUCCCUUCCGUGGGCCUGGGGGCUAUCGGUUCGGGCCUCAACCCCCAAACCUUCGCUGCUAGACAAGGUGGCAAUCACGGUCUGUUCGGGAACAGCGGUGCACAAUCCCGAGGCAUGCACAACCCUGUGCCAUCGCUCAACUCCUCUCCCAACCUCCGGGCACAAGUGCCUCCCCAGUUCCUCUCUCCACAGGUCUCUGCCUCUAUGCUGAAGCAAUUUCCAAACAGUAACAUGAACCCAGGACUGUUUAACAUGGGGCCUCAGCUCUCUCCUCAGCAGAUCGCCAUGCUCAGCCAACUCCCUCAAAUCCAGCAGUUUCAGCUGGCCUGCCAGCUUCUUCUGCAGCAGCAACAGCAGCAGCAGCAGCAGCUUCUCCAGAAUCAGAGGAAGAUUUCACAGGCUGUCAGGCAGCAACAAGAACAGCAGCAGUUGGCACGAAUGGUAAGUGCACUCCAACAGCAACAGCAGAGGCAGCCAGGAAUGAAGCACUCUCCUUCUCAUCCAGCUGUAUCCAAGUCUCAUCUGGAUCCUGUGGGGAUUUCUGAAAUGCAAUCCAAGGGGCACAUGCAAGGAUAUGGCUCUGGUUUCAGCUCCAGUGCAAUGGAUUAUGCAAAGGAAGCUGGGGACAGAAUCUCGUUCAAGCAGUGGACUUCGAUGAUGGAUGGGUUGCCUUCUCUCUCACAAGAUGUCAGUUUGCAUAAGAAUGGCUCUAUUGCUCCCCCUGCAAAGAAUCAUGGUGGCUCCCCAUAUAACCAGUUUGAUAUGAUGUCUGGAGAAUCUGUAGGAUUGCAUGGAGGGCCAACUGCUGAGAGUUGGCUACCAGCCAAAUCCCCUCCUUCUAGUAAAAUGGGAAGCAAAUCAAUUAAUACCAGCUGGCCACCAGAGUUUCAGCCUGGUGUGCCAUGGAAAGGAAUUCCGAAUAUUGACCCAGAAUCAGACCCUUAUGUUACCCCCGGUAGCGUGCUGGGGGGUCCAGCCCCAUCUCCCAUCGUAGAUACUGACCACCAGCUACUGCAGGACACCCCUACAGGGUCCAAUUCUUCCCUCAACACCUCGCUGCCUUCACCUGGUGCCUGGCCCUACAGUGCCUCUGAGAAUAUCCACAGCACUUCAGCACUCUCAGCAAAGUUUGGGGACUAUAAAUCCACCUGGUCACCAGACCCCAUUGGACACAAUCCAUCACAUCACUCAAACAAGAUGUGGAAGAACCAGAUGUCCAGAAAUAGCCCUGGGCUGCCUCGCCCCCCUCCAGGGCUCACCAACAAUCCCAAAGCCACCAAUUCUCCAUGGAACAGCACAGCCCCUCGCUCUGUAAGAGGAUGGGGUGGUCAGGACUCAAGGAUCACAUCUGGAUCUACCUGGAGUGAUGGCAGUUCUGUGCGUCCAAGUUACUGGCUGAUCCUUCUUAAUCUUACACCACAGAUCGACGGUUCCACCCUCCGGACGAUCUGCAUGCAGCAUGGCCCUCUCCUGACAUUCCAUCUCAACCUCACCCAGGGCACAGCUCUUAUCCGAUACAGCACCAAACAGGAGGCAGCCAAGGCCCAGAAUGCCCUGCACAUGUGCGUCCUGGGUAACACGACCAUCCUGGCGGAAUUUGCAACGGAUGAAGAGGUGAGCCGUUAUCUUGCACAAGCUCAGCCACCAACACCUUCUGCUCCUGGAGCAGGCUGGCAGCCAUUGGAAGUGGGACAGAACCAUAGGCCUGAACCGGUAGGGCCAGCCCUAAACCUUUUCGGAGGGACCACAGGGCUGGGACAGUGGAGCAGUGGUGGCGGUGGUAGUGACCUGCCAGGCGUGUCUCUUUGGGGUACUCCAAGUUACACAUCCAGCCUGUGGGGGGUGCCCAACACAGAGGAUGCCCACCGGAUGGGCAGCCCUGCCCCUUUGCUACCCGGUGAUCUUUUGGGAGGAGGGACCGACUCAAUAUGAACUUUGAACUUUCAACUCUGACCUCGUGACCUUUCAGAGCAGCACUAACUUGACCUUUUGUGUGUUUUUUUUUCUUCAAACUUGCAAUAAAUACAUUUUAACUAAAAAGAGAAAAAGAAAAACGAUGGUUAAAUCAGGUGGGUGCAAGUUAAGACUUUGAUCGCUAAUGUUACAAAAACCUGCGGUCGCUUUCAAGGAAGUUACAUUUUUUCUCUUUUGUUUUCCCCUUUUUACAUUUUUCUUUUUGUGCUUGCAAAUUCCUUCCUCCCCCUACUGGAGAUCAGAAGAAAUGGGGGAGGAGGGAUGCUGAAAACUUGGGUCUGGGGGAGGGAGAUGUAGAAAAUGAAAGAAAAACAAAAAAAUGGACAAAAAACACAUAUCAGUCUUGAAAUACUUGAAUAAUGAAAGCCAAUGUUGAAAGACAAUGUGAAUUUACAAAACCUACCAUUUAAGAGUCAUUUUGUGCUGGGGGGGUGGGGGGUGGGUAGGAAGCGCAGAGUGUUUUUUUUUUUUUUUUAAACCAUGGCAUUCGGGGACUGCUGAAAGCAAAUUAAGUUGGUGCAAAAAGUUCUUAUUUUACUAAAAAUGCAGGAAGGAGGGGCUAUUAAUGAAAUAAAAAAAUAGCAAGCCUGUUUGCUGCCAGAAUGGACUGCAACAUGUUGCACAUUAUAACUUUGAUGUUCAGACUGGUAGCAAAAUGUUUUAGUCAUUCACACAACUGUUUGUAUUCAGGGUAAGUGAGUGGGAAUACUUCUCUAACAUGCAUUUGUUUUACAUUUCAAGGCAACGUGUGGCAACACAGCUCAUGUUUCUUUUCCAGCUUGAUGUGGAGAGGAAAGAUAUUGAAGUGGUUAACAAAAAGUACAGUUCUAUCAGGCUGAUCUUGUAUACUGUGACUAUCAUACAUUUUUAUAUUGGCAGUCUGGCCAAUUCAUGUUAUUAACUGUGUGAGUCACACCUACACAAACCUAAGGUUAAUGUCCAAGAUCAUGCUUAGAGUGGUUUUUAGCUCUCUGCAGACCAAGCUUUUUAAGAUAAACGAGUCAGUGCAUUGGCAGACCAUUUCUAAACACUUGCUCUUUCCACCACUUGUUAGUUUUUGUUUUUUGAUAAAGCCCUUAUUUAGUUCCUCCUGAAUAUUGCAUUCAACGGUGCAUUAAAUCAGCAGGAUCUCCAUAUCCUCUUCGCUGUCAGAGGCCUAUAAAUUUUUAACAGAAGGGUUAUUGUCAGGUCCAAAAUUCUGAGAUCCAGAUAUCCUACUGGUGGCACUUAAAGAUUUUGAACGUCUUUGUUAUUUCAUGAAAUUAAAAAAUGUGUGUUAAAAUGCAGUUGGAAAAUGCAGCCUAGCAGACUCCAGAUAAUGCAAUUACAGCACUUGAUGCACAUGUAAAGCGCAAUCAGUCAGGGUUUGGGGUCAAAAGUCACUCUGUAGCAUUGGAAAUAUAGUUUAAUUAAUAGGCUUAAUUCACUUGUACUUUGAAGGUGCUGCAGACCUUGCUCUAUCUACCUGUGACAACAGCCUUUAUACCUACUCUAAGCUUUUGCUUUUAUUACUGCCUUAGCUAAAUUGUAAAUUGCAUUUGCUAUGCAUCCUGCCUCUCUAACUGGGCUGGGUCAAGCAACUUUGCCAUCAACAUAGUUUCCAACUUGCACUGACUUUUUUUUUUUUUUUAUUGCAAGGCCAUGGAACCAUUUCAAUGCAAGUUGUCCUUACAGCACUAACAAAAUGCACCAUGUGAGCUAAGCUUUAGAACAGUCUUACGGGUGGAGCUAUACUAAACAGAUUUGGACAUUCAAAACAGUUUUAAAUGGCUAAGGAAUGACGAUACCAGUUAGGUUAAUCUGCUGCUAAAUACUUUGCUCCUUUCAUAACAGGCAUAUUACCAAUCUGCACCUUUUUAAAAUUGCCAUUAAACUGUUUAAGUAAAAUACAAUUUUCAGAUAUUUUGCUUUUACUAUGAGUGUUAUCAUAAGGGUAAAUAAUAUAUUUUUAUUUUGUGUUUUUUGUGUAAAUGUCAUCCAAUCCUGUAAUACAAGUUUGCACUGGGUUCUAUUUUUCAUGGUGUGAUUUUUAUUUUUAUUUUCCUUAAAAAACAAAAACAUUCAUAUGACAUUGCACAUCUUUUUAGGAAUGUUUAAUUCUGACCUCUCCCUGCAUAUUGCCCCCAGCUUCCAGCCUGUUAGCUGCCUAAAGCAGUAUUCACUUUGGUUGUUUUCGUGUUAAACUGAAAAUUAGGUCUGUAUAAGUUUAUGUAUACGUGUCACACAAACCAGUGUACACAGUGGUCUGUUAAUAUUGAAGCCUACAAAACAGGUCAUUGUCCUGUUAAAAUGCACCUCUUGUCUACAUAUAAAUACAAACAUUUUGUCAGCUUAUCACAUAUUUAUGAAAAUGUCCUCGAACAGUUUAAUGGGAGCUGGUAAUUUUAGAGUCAAUCUAAAUAUGCAUCAUGGACAUAUUCUUUUAAAAAAUUUGCUGCAUAAUAAUGAUUGUAUUUUCACUACACAGAAUGGAUGCCAGUCACUGGUACUAUUUACUGGAUUAUUUGUAGGUGUUCCGUGAAUGAGAAAUUCCCCUAGAACAUAUAUAUAUUGCCCCUUCAUAGUUCUAGUAGUUCCAUAUACUUUUUUAAAUAUUUUUUUUUAUUUUUAUUAAUUUAAUGGCACAAGUGGUCAGUUAUAGCAUGCAUCAGAAUACAUUUCUUGUGUUAAUUUCUGUAAGCCUUUUACUAUAUUUAAGGCUGGAGUACAUUUAUGUUUCCACUGGUUGCUUACUUGUUUGUUUUUAUUUCCUACAACCAAUCCACGCAAAUUCCCUGCUACUUUACUGCAGUGUAUCCUAGAAUAUUGGUUUACUCAGUCAAUACUUCUGGCAGGAAUUUGGGUUUGGCAAUCUGUGCCACAUACAAAAAAAAAAAAAAA
Rana temporaria (common frog) is the source of this 8682-nucleotide messenger RNA. It is a transcript of the gene TNRC6B, whose product is annotated as trinucleotide repeat containing adaptor 6B. Gene Ontology annotation, molecular function: nucleic acid binding. The record is from RefSeq and is a predicted model, not a curated record. Gene Ontology annotation, cellular component: P-body; nucleoplasm. Lineage: Eukaryota; Metazoa; Chordata; Amphibia; Anura; Ranidae. Gene Ontology annotation, biological process: positive regulation of nuclear-transcribed mRNA poly(A) tail shortening; miRNA-mediated post-transcriptional gene silencing.